GUCUCUGGAAAUGUCAAUUUUUACGUCAAACAAAAACAACGAAUUUUUUUCCAAAAUCUAAGAACAAGAAGAAUAUAAUUUUCAAACUUUUAAUUACUAUAACGAUGCAUAGUUUUAGGCCUACUUAAAUCAAGGUAACAUUUGUCUUUGUAUUUCUGAAGAAAGUUUUUAAAUAAAGCCGAAUUCAUGAGAGCCAUGACGAAACCCCCUACGGACAACUUGCCCACCGUUAAACUCGUCGUGGUAGGCGAUGGUGGUGUGGGGAAAAGUGCCAUAACGAUACAGUUUUUCCAAAAACUGUUUGUAACUGAUUACGACCCCACAAUUGAAGACAGUUAUAUGCAGCAUGUUGAAGUUGAUGGCCAGUGGUGUAUGCUUGACGUGCUUGACACAGCUGGCCAGGAAGAAUUUAGUGCGAUGAGGGAACAGUAUAUGAGAAAGGGUGAUGGUUUUUUGCUGGUAUAUUCAGUAACCGACAAGAAUAGUUAUGAGAACAUCACCCAUUUCCACACACAGAUCUUAAGAGUGAAAGACAGGGACACAUACCCGAUGCUUCUAGUUGCGAAUAAGGUUGAUUUGGUUCAUUUAAGAAAAGUUACUGAAGAACAGGGAAGGGAAUUGGCACAUAAAUUGGGAAUUCCUUAUAUUGAAACCAGUGCUAAAGAUCCUCCUCUAAAUAUAGACGCUACAUUUCAUGAGGUGGUGAGAAUAAUCAGGAAUCAACCACAGAACGACAGUGAUAAAAAUAAAAAAAAUAAAAUGCAGGGCUGUGCCAAGUGCAUACUAAUAUAAAAUAUAUAUUUAUUAAUUUAUAUAUGUUUGUAAAACGCUUUAUUUCGUUGUGAGCCUACGAAGAAAACAUGAAUUUCUGAUGUAGAUUCAUGUUUGUUGUUGUUGUUAAUGUGGUAUAUUGGUAAAGAGACUGUUUCGCUCUCUGUUUGUUAUAUUUUCUAACGAACUUUUGCCUAAAUAUUUUUAUUCUCUUCUGUUUAAAGACUGUAAUUAAAAAAAUGCGUUACAAAACCCUUAAAAAGGAAUUAACUACUAUUUUGUAAUUGUUUAUUAUACACGUCAGUACCAAAGCGUUCCAAGUGAAAAUUUUAGGCCUAAUUUUUAAUUUUUUUGUUAAAAUUUUAAGUUUUGCUUUAAAAUGUGUAAAUAAAUGGUUAAACUUAUUUUUAAUCGAGUAUGUUUAGCUAAAAUAUAUGUAUAUGUAAUUCUUUAUAUAUGUAGAUUUAUUGUGAUAAAUAUACUGAGUAAAACA
This is a messenger RNA of Sitophilus oryzae (rice weevil), 1264 nucleotides long. Its product is annotated as ras-related protein M-Ras-like. Gene Ontology annotation, biological process: signal transduction. The transcript has 5 exons. The record is from RefSeq and is a predicted model, not a curated record. Bases 187 to 792 code for a protein of 201 amino acids. Lineage: Eukaryota; Metazoa; Arthropoda; Insecta; Coleoptera; Curculionidae. Gene Ontology annotation, cellular component: plasma membrane. Gene Ontology annotation, molecular function: GTPase activity; GDP binding; GTP binding.